AUGCAGACUGCUUCUACAAACAUUUGUGAAGGGCUGUGCAAUAAGUCCAUCCAUUAAAUUUCUUUGCCACUAAAUAUUCCACGGUCAACUGUUAGUGGUGUUAUAACAAAAUGGAAGCAACUGGGAAUAACGGCAACUCAGCCACGAAGUGGUAGGCUAUGUAAAAUGACAGAGCGGGGUCAGUGCAUGCUGAAGCACACAGCGUGCAGAAGUCGCAAACUGUCUGCAAAGUCAAUAGAUAAGAACUUCAGAUUAGCACAACAGUGCGUGGAGAGCUUCAGGGAAUGGGUUUCCAUGGUCAAGCAGCUGUAUCCAAGCCGUACAUCACCAAGUGCCAUACAAAGCGUCUGAUUCAGUGGUGUAAAGCACACCGCCAUUGCACACUAG
Molecule: messenger RNA, 387 nt
Organism: Staurois parvus
Lineage: Eukaryota; Metazoa; Chordata; Amphibia; Anura; Ranidae
Source: the annotation of a GenBank genome assembly